Molecule: messenger RNA, 8653 nt
Organism: Oryctolagus cuniculus (rabbit)
Lineage: Eukaryota; Metazoa; Chordata; Mammalia; Lagomorpha; Leporidae
Source: RefSeq, a predicted model, not a curated record
UGCUGGGACUUGUAGUUCGGGCCCCUCCGCGUGGGCGCGGGUGAGAUCCCGAGUGCUGCGCUUGCCGCUGUGGGCUUGCACGUGGGAGGGGCCUGACUACUGGAGCCAUCACUGCUGCCUCUCAUGCCGCUGUACUGUCAGGAAGCUGGACUCCAGCCCAGGCGCUUCAUACAAGAAUGUGGGCAUCCUAAGGGGCAUGGACUUGGUGAGAAGACUGCUCCCCCUCGCUGAAGGCUUAUCCUGCACACCAUGUGAGCCGUGCGUUGUUUCCCAGUUUCUCCCCCGGUCCCCUGGUGACGGCAGCCUGUCUGAUCUUCAAGACUAAUAGGGACUUCUUUUUUGCCAUUUCAUUGUGUUAUGAGGAUUCCCCUCCUGUUCUGACCAGCAUACACAGCAGUAAACUCUGUCUCCUAACACACUCUGCCCUCGCUGCUGAGCGGACAGUGCCGGAGGAAGGUGCCCCCAGCACCACAGGAGACUUGAGUGACAGUCCUCUGGAGCAUCCUCCAAAGAAAGGAAGAGACGGCCAGGACCGGAAGUAGGCGUCAGGAUCAUGCUGUGAGUCUUCAAGGGGAAGUGCCCAAGAACCCUGAACCGGAUCUCGCCCCCAUGUGGGAAACGGAGAGAAUAUUUCCAGCAGCAGGAGCGGUGUGGUGACCCGUUACACUGAUGGCUUCAAAAAGGUGGAGAGAGAAAACCACCUGGCCUUGAAAGUGGGGAGCCAAAUGGCCACAGGGGACCCUGCAGUGCAGCUCUGCCAGGACGAGCCCCAGGGAACAGGCAGUCUCGCGGUGACUGAGGAGAGCCCCGAGAGGGAAGCGGCAAGGGGAUCCCGUCCUCCCACGGAGCGCUGUCCAGAGAACCUUCACCUUAGACUUGGGUCUGACGUCACAGAGCUGGGCUCGCCCUUGGGCCGGGGUGAGGUGACCGGCCACAGCGGCCAGCCGAAAGAACGUUUGGGUCCCUCGGAAUAUAACUGCCAGGACCUUCCCAAAUGGAAGUCACAAUCAGUCAGCUGUAGCCAGCAGGAGGUUCCCACAGAGGAGCAAUCCUGUGCCCGUGGCAGCCGUGGGAAAGCACUCCACCCCGGCCCCAACGGCCAUCCGCGAGAGAAAAUCCACUCGGUGGCGGCGAAGCUGUUCAGAUGUGGUCGGUGUGGCGAGGACUUCGGUCAGAACUCAGAGCUGCUGCUCCACCAGCGAGGCCACACACAAGAGAAGCCCUACAGGUGUGAGCAGUGCGGCAAGGGCUUCACCAGGAGCUCCAGCCUGCUCGUCCACCAGGCCGUGCACACAGACGAGAAGCCCUACAAGUGCGACAAGUGCGGCAAGGGCUUCACCAGGAGCUCCAGCCUGCUCAUCCACCACGCGGUGCACACCGGCGAGAAGCCCUACAAGUGCGACAGGUGCGCCAAGGGCUUCAGCCAGAGCUCCAAGCUGCUCAUCCACCAGCGCGUGCACACCGGGGAGAAGCCCUACGAGUGCGGGGAGUGCGGGAUGAGCUUCAGCCAGCGCUCCAACCUGCACAUCCACCAGCGCGUGCACACCGGCGAGAGGCCCUACAGGUGCGCCGAGUGCGGCAAGGGCUUCAGCCAGAGCUCCAACCUGCACAUCCACCGCUGCGUCCACACCGGCGAGAAGCCCUACCAGUGCUACGAGUGCGGCAAGGGCUUCAGCCAGAGCUCGGACCUGCGCAUCCACCUGCGGGUGCACACCGGCGAGAAGCCCUACCACUGCGGCAAGUGCGGCAAGGGCUUCAGCCAGAGCUCCAAGCUGCUCAUCCACCAGCGCGUGCACACCGGCGAGAAGCCCUACGAGUGCGGGCAGUGCGGCAAGGGCUUCAGCCAGAGCUCCAACCUGCACAUCCACCAGCGCGUGCACAGGAAGGAGCCCCGCUAAGGACAGGAGCUGGCGCGUGGACCGGAAGGACUGCGUUCUUCACCUCACUCUUCCUCGUGCUCCAGAGGGGAGAGAGGGAGGAAGGGUCGCUCAGAUAAGUUCCUUCACGGAAACAAAACCAUUCACUCACUCACUCACUCAUUGUUCUAAGUACCAGGCACUUUAUUAUGCUGCACACCUGUGGAUCUCCCUGGACCCUCAGCUAGGUAGAGUGACAGCAUCCGUACCUUACAAUUUGGUCUGUUUGGAACCGUACGUUCUACCCAGUGUUGCCAACAAGGAGAGCUUGGUAUCUGUCCAAGCAGGGCAUGUCUGCCCUUAUCCACGUUACCUGAGAAGUUGCAAUCGGAUUUCUCCUCAGAUCGGGUGCCUUGUGUUCUUGGUGUUUUCUGAGACAACAUCUGGUUUUUCCGUUUUUGGCCUAGGAUGUAUGGGAGAAAACUGCAGAGGCUGUGGAAAUCUCUUGUUUAUUGCAAUACUGCACCGCGGUCUGUGGCCACACAGCAAGGAGGUGGAAAAGGCCACUUCCGUACACUACUUCUAAUGGGACAUGGAGUGCCCCUCCCCCCAGGCAGCUGUUCAGAAAUACAGGUAGUUCUUUUUCAUGGGUACAAGCUAGUUUAUUGGGAAAUUUUCUAAUCUCCCCACCUCAUACGUGCUCCCCACACACACCAUGCUGAAACAUGGCAAAUGAAGUUGAUUUUAUUUAAAUAUAUUUAAUGCCCCUCCCAGCACUUCCGCAUCCAGUUGUCUUAAUUUAUUUCACCACCCCAUGCCCUGAGCAAAACAAAGAACUCCGGCAUUUUUCUUUCUGAGUGUUCUUUAAUGUCUCACGUACAGUGCCCUAAAAACGUCAUUUGUUUUACCCACUCCUUAGACCUCACUAUAGACAACUAAUUUCUUUCUGUUAUUUUUGUAUUUGCUUAAUAAUAUGUCACAUGAAAGUAGCUACAUAGAUGUUUUUAGCCACAUUUGGAGAAUAUAUUGAGAAGAGGACUAAAAACAUGUGCCCUAUCACUUACUUCCCUCGGGGUGUGGAUGGCAUUGGUGUGGCUAUAGGACCCCCCACAGCAAGGCAUUCGGCCUGUGGGAGUUAACACGGAACUGACUGCCAUCAUGUAACUACACAGGAAGUUACCGUGCAGUGGGCUGCUAAUUGCAACUCAUGACUGCUCACGCAGUGCUGCUUAAAGACCCCAGUUCGCUCCCAUAACUAGUCUCCCUGUUUUAAAAGAACCAGGUAGGACACAUGUCUACUAGCUCAGGAAGGUGGAGUUGUAGCGGAUGCCCAGACUAAGGGUGAUCUGAAGCACGUAGCGCUAAGGACGUACCAGGUCACCAACUCCAGGGAAGCAGUUACUCCCAGAAAAAGGAAUGAAGGAGGGAAGCAGGGUGCGUGACACACAUCUGCUUUCCUUCGAGAGAGACUCUUGGACUGGCUCCAGCCCUGAACAGUCUGUGGGGGAACGAUUCUGGGUGGUGGCUUAGCAUCUGCCUUGGGCUCUGCAGAGUAGCCUUUGUUCAGGCAGCACCACAAGUGCUUUGUGGAUGAGGUCUCAGAUUCCAGCCGCCCUCUGAAGACAUGAUGGCUUUGACUUCCCUGUCACACCGGCCUUCGAAUUGAUUAACGUGAUCUAACUGGAAUUGGGAGCCAUGUCAAGUAUAAAGAACCCGUGGACACAGAGGCCACGGCAUAGGGCUGAAGUCAGUCCCAGACAUAAAACUGUUUUUCCAGAUUUCCUUUUAUAUGUAAUUUUGAGUCAUCAAAUUUUUGUUUUAAGAUUUGUUUGUUUAUUUGAAAGGCGGAGUUACAGAGAGGCAGAGGCUGAGACAAGUCUUCCAUCUGCUGGUUCACUCCCCAGAUGGCCGCAAUGACCAGGGCUGGGCCAGACCAAAGCAAGGAGCUUCAUCCAGGUCUUCCAUGUGGGUGUGGGGGCCCACCCACACUUGGGCCAUCUUCCACUGCUUUUCCCAGGCCAUUAGCAGGGAGCUGGGUCAGAAGUGGAGCAGCUGGAGCUUGAACCAGCACGCUUAUCACCAGCCCUGAGUUGUUAAUGUUUUAACUAUUUUAACUAGCUAUUGCUGUUCUCUCUUAGGCAUUAUCUUCCUUUCUUUAAAUUUAUAUUUUAAAAGAUUCAUUUUUAUUUGAAAGGCAGAGAGAGGGAGAGAUUUAUCUUCCAGUCACUGGUUCACUUCCCAAAUGGCCACAACAGCCAGGGCUGGGCCAGGCCAAAGCCAGGAGCCUGGAACUCCAUCUGGGUCUCUCACAUGUGUAGAGUGGGCCUGAGUACCCAGGCCAACUUCCACUACUUUCCCAGGUGCAUUAGCAGAGAGCUGGAUGGGAACCAAAGCAACUAGGAUGCUAUCCAGUGCUCAAUACAGGAUGCCAGCAUUCCACGCAGCGGUUUAACCAUCUGUGCCAUAACUCCCGUCGUAUUAUCUUCCUUAAUUCAGUUGAUAUAAUCUGUGUGCUUAGGGAACAUGUCACUGGUUGUGGGAAGGAAGUUGGAGGAAAAGACUAAAUCUAAAAAAGAGGGACUUGUGUGUGCAAAUGCACACAGAAGGAACAAUGGCAAGCCAUUUGGAAAACAAUGUGGCUGUUCUUACAAAGUGAGACACUUAGCUCACAGCAUGGCAAACCCACUCCACAGUGUCUACUCCAGUAGGGGAAACGCUCCCAUCCACAGCCUUUACACAAGGGCUCAUGGUUUACUCUAAUAGCCAUAACCUUCAGAAUGGACACAACCUGAGUUGUGAAAGUGAAAGUGAAAACAGAUUGCAGGGGCUGCUGUGGUGGCCCCACAGUUACCCUGCUGCCUGCAAUGCCAGCAUCCCCUAUCAGAGCACCGGUUCAAGUCCCAGCUAGUCCGUGUCUGAGCCGCUCCCUGCUAACAAGCCCGGGAAAGCAGUGGAAGAUGGCCCAAGUACUUGGGUCCCUGCUACCUACAUGGGAUACCUGGAUGGAGUUCCUGGCUCUUAGCUUCAGCUGGGCCCAGCCCUGGCUGUUGCAGACAUUUGGAGAAUAAACCAGCAAAUGGAAGAUCUCUUCUCUGUUUCUCCAUGUCUCUCUCUCCCUUUCUCUUUCUGCCUUGCAAAUAAGAUGAAUAUAAACAAAAUUUUAAAAAAAGAUGAAGAAAAGCAAAGAAAUGGGCAAAGUAUUUCAGGCAAAAGCAAAAGCCCUAUUGGUAUUACAAUGGAGUCUCAGGCUUAAUCCUCAACUUUAUGACAUGAAAAAACCAGAUAUCAUAUGAUAAAUAGCAAAAUUAGUUAAGAAGACAAGUCAUAUUGUUACACACCUAAAUACAAAAUCAACUGCUACCUUAGUGAUAUAAAGCAAACUACUGAAUAAGGCAAGAUACCUCUUCAACUUAUGACAGGUGGAAGAAAUAAAAAUAAGCAAAGGUAACUCUCAAGUGGUAUACUACAGAAAAUAUUUUAUUCUAAAAUAAUACUGAGGGAAAAUUUGCAAAAUUUGCUGCACUAUUAAUGAUAUCUAAAAUUUAAUGUUGUUUAUUUUCAUUUGAAAGCAGAGAAUCUUCCACCCACUGAUUCACUCCCCAAAGGCUGGAGCCUGAAGCCAGGUCCAAGUCUCCCGUUAAGUGGCAGUGACCCAAGCAUCUGAGACAUUGUCUGCUGCUUCCAGGGUGCACUUAGCAGGAAGCCAGACCAGAAGCCGGGACUCCAGCCAGGCAUUCUGAUACGGGAUACAGGCAUCCCAGCAGCCCUUUAACUGCUGCACCCGACGCCUGCUCCUCAGUCAUAUUGAUUCUAUGCCAAAUGGGUUUCUAAAUAGUUUAAACAUAACCUAAUAAUUUCCAAUAAACAUGUAAAAUAGGUACUACCAUUGUCCAAAAAGAAGGCAUAAGAAAACUAAAGUAAAAAAGCUAAGCAACAUGUUGAAGGUGGGAAUCAGGUCAUCUGACAACAUUUUCAUCAUUAGAUCAUAUGCUGGUCACCAAGAAAUUCUAGAAGUAAGACAUUGUUAGAAGUAAAUUUUGUGACACUAUAUCCUCAAUUAUGAACUAUAAAAGCAAAGGAGUAGAUUACCUAGGAUAUAGACUAAAAAGAAGAAAUUAUGCCCUAAGUAAAAUUUCAGGCCUUAGGUAGAUAUAAAAAUCCAAGUAAGGGACCAGCAUUGUGGUGUAGCAAGUAAAGCCACCACCUGCAACGCUAGCACCCCAUAUGGGUGCCACUUCCAAUGCCUGCUGCUCCACUUCUGAUCCAGCUCUCUGCUAUGGCCUGGGAAAGCAGCAGAACAUGGCCCAAGUCCUUGGGCCCCUGCACCCACGUGGAAGACCUGGAAGAAGCUCCUGGCUUCAGCCUGACCCAGCUCUGGCUGCUGCAGCCAAUUGGGGAGUGAACAAGUGGAUGAAGUUCUCUCUCUAACUCUUUCAAAUAAAUAAAUAAAUCUUAAAUAUAUACAUAUAUAUACAUACACACAUUAGGAAUAUUGCCGAAGUUGAACAAUUUACAGAACUCUAAAAAUUGAAUUCGUUAGUACAUUGCUUUAAGAUUUUUCCUAGGGUCGGUGCUGUGGCGUAGCAGGUAAAGCUACCACCUGUAGUGCCCACAUCCCAUAUGAGUGCCAGUUCAAGUCCCAGCUAUUCCACUUCCAAUCCAGCUUUCUGCUAUGGCCUGGGAAAGCAGUAAAAAACGGCCCAACAAAGGAAGACCUUUCUCUCUGUCUCUCUCUCUCUCACUGUCCACUCUGCCUGUCAAAAAUAAAAAUAAAUAAAUUAAAUUAAAUUAAAAAAAACAGCCCAACAAAGGAAGACCUUUCUCUCUGUCUCUCUCUCACUGUCCACUCUGCCUGUCAAAAAGCUCCUGGCUUCAGAUCAGCUCAGCUCUGGCCAUUGUGGCCAUCUGGAGAGUGAACCAGUGGAUGGAAGCCUUCUCUCUGUCUCUACCUCUCUAACUCCUUCAGAUAAAAUACAUCUAAAAAAUAAAAAAAAAAAAAAGUGACCCAUAACACUUCAUUUAUUGUCUCAGGCUCCACAGUUUUUCUCCCAUAUGAGACAGAGAUAAGCCUUAUAAAGGCUGAACACCCCUAAUCCAAAAAUCCUCCAAAAAAACAUUUUUGAAGGCCAACACGUUGCCAGAAGUGGAGAAUCCCACACCUGACCUUGUGACAGAUCACAGAGGGAUCACUGGCGUAAUACCCAUCAUGUACAAUCACUGGGACAGGCACUGUGGCACAGCAGCACAACACCAGGAUCCACGUGCAGUGCUGCUUCGAGUCCCAGCUGCUCCACUUCCAAUCCAGCUCCCUGCUAAUGGCCUGGGACAGCAGCGGAAGGUGGCCCAAGUGCUUGAGCCUCUGCCACCCACAUGGGAAACUCAAACUUUGGCCUGGCCCAGCCCCUGCCAUUAUGGCUAUUUGGGGAGUGAACGAGAGAAAGGAAGUGUUUGCUAGCUUGCUCGCUCUCAUCACUUGGGACACCCACACCCCAUAAAGGAAUUCCUGGCUAUGAGUCCCAUCUCUGCCUUCCAUGCCAGCUUCUUACGAAUGCACAUUCUAGGACACAGCAGGUGACACCUGUGAGGGGCUGAAUCAAGUUCCCAUCUCCUAGUUCAGCCUGGCCCAGCCCUGGCUGUUGUGGGCACUUGAGGAGUGAACCAGCUUGACUGGAGCAUGCAGGCCCUCUCUCUUCCUCUGUCUUUAAAAUAUCUUGUUCUUAAAAAGAGGUCUAAGAAGGCUGGCACCGCGGCUCAAUAGGCUAAUCCUCCACCUAUGGUGCAGCAGCCAUUGGGGGGUGAACCAACAGAAAAAGGAAGGCCUUUCUCCCUGUGUCUCUCUCACUGUCCACUCUGCCUGUCAAAAAAAAAAAAAAAAAGAGGUCUAAGACACUGAAGAGUAUAUACAGGUGGUAAACAAGGACAUGGAAAGAUAUUCAAUAUCAGCCACUAGGGAAGUAUAAAUUAAAGCCACAUUUGUGGGGUGGGCAUUUAGCAGAUUGAGCCACUGCCUGGGAUGCCCUCAUCCCAUAUCAGAGUAGCUGGUUCCAGUCCUGGUUACUCCAUGCUUCUGAUCCAGCUUCUGCUAAUCCACCUGGGAGGCGGCAGAUAACAGCCACAAACUUGGGUUUCUGUCACCCACCCGGGAGACCCAAAUGGAGCUUCAGCCCGGCCUAGUCCUGGCUGUUGCAGACAUUUGGGGAGUAAAUCUGUGGAUAGAAUCUCUCUCUCGCUUUCGGCCGGAGCCGCCAUCUUCCAGUAAUUCGCCAAGAUGACGAACACAAAGGGAAAGAGGCGAGGUACCCGGUACAUGUUCUCCAGGCCUUUCAGAAAACAUGGAGUUGUUCCUUUGGCCACAUACAUGCGCAUUUACAAGAAAGGUGACAUUGUGGACAUCAAGGGAAUGGGUACUGUUCAAAAAGGAAUGCCCCAUAAAUGUUACCAUGGAAAAACUGGAAGAGUCUACAAUGUUACCCAGCAUGCUGUUGGCAUUGUUGUAAACAAACAAGUGAAAGGCAAGAUUCUUGCCAAGAGAAUAAAUGUGCGUAUUGAACACAUUAAGCACUCUAAGAGCAGAGAUAGCUUCUUGAAACGUGUGAAGGAAAAUGAUCAGAAGAAGAAGGAAGCCAAAGAGAAGGGUACCUGGGUUCAACUAAAGCGUCAGCCUGCUCCACCCAGAGAAGCCCACUUUGUCAGAACCAAUGGAAAGGAGCCUGAGUUGCUGGAACCCAUUCCUUAUGAAUUCAUGGCAUGAUAAAUGUAAGAUAAAUAAAUAAGACCUAAUUGAAAAAAAAAAAAAA